GAGGAGGGGUUCGGCGGCCCCAGGGCAGGAGGAGGGGGCUGCAGCUAGCAGUCGCCGGGCGGGGCAGGGGGAACCUGGCUCGGCGCGGGAAGGCAGCGGGGCGCCCUGCACCCCGACAGUGCGUGGGAGGGGCAUCCCCGCCCUAUCCCACGGGGGAAGCGGGGUUGGGGCAGAAUGAGGAACGCCCCCCCCCGCCCGUUCUGCUGGGGUUCUACUGCAGGAACUGCAUCAGUGAUGAAUUAUGGGUCCUGUAGAUGAAGCCCUAAUGUUGUAAGGCAAACAUGGCAAUGAAUUUUCAGGACCUCUGGGCUUUCUGGAACUCCCAAUCAGUUCAGUGGUUUGAGCAUUGACCUGCUAAACCCAGAUAUGGGAACAUGGCCACUAAGAAAUUAAGAAGAGCAGGGUUAUCUCAGGAACUUUGUGACAGGCUAAGUCGGCAUCAGAUCAUUACCUGUCGGGACUUUCUGUGUCUUUCACUCUUGGAGCUAAUGAAAGUGACCGGGCAAAGUUAUUGGAAUGUACAGAAGCUUCUUUGCAAAGUCAGCUUAGCUUGUGCUCCCAAAAUGCAGACUGCUUAUGAGAUGAAAAUGAAAAGGGCUAUCAAUCCAUCCUCAGCCUUCUUAUCCACUACUCUAGAUGGUUUGGAUAAAGCCCUGCAUGGUGGAGUGGCCUGUGGAUCCCUCACAGAGGUAACUGGCCCAUCGGGUUGUGGCAAAACUCAGUUUUGUCUUAUGAUGAGUGUACUGGCUACUCUGCCUAUCAGCAUGGGAGGACUAGAUGGGGCUGUCAUAUACAUUGACACAGAGUCUGCAUUUGGUGCUGAAAGGUUGGUUGAGAUAGCAGAACACCGUUUCCCUAAUUAUUUUGGCACAGAAGAAAAGUUGUUUUCAAUGACCCGUAGCAUUCAUCUCUAUCGGGAGCUCACCUGUGACAGUGUGCUGAAAAGGAUUGAGACUUUGGAGGAAGAAAUCAUUGCUAAGAAGGUUAAGCUUGUAAUAAUUGACUCUGUUGCUUCGGUGGUCAGAAAGGAGUUUGAUAUGAAACUUCAAGGAAACCUGAUGGAGAGAAGUAACUUUCUGGCUAGAGAAGCAUCGUUAUUGAAGUAUUUGGCUGAGGAAUUUUCAAUACCAAUCUUCCAAAUAUUGUUUCAAAUAUUGGCUAAUUUCAGCCCAACUAUGAUCACUGCAUUGUUCGUUAGCAUUGGCUCUGGACCUGUUCUAGAUGAUAGUUCUCACCUACUUGGCUUCAUCAAGUGCAGAGAUAAUGCACUGCAGCAGAUCCAUCAGGUUAUCUUGACAAAUCAGAUUACCACACGGCUGAGCAAUGGCCUUGAUAUCCAGGCAGACCAGGUGUCUCCAGCUGAUGACUUGUCCCUGUCUGAAGGCAUUCUGAGGGACAUUUUGACACCAGAAGAGGAAACCACCUUGAGGAGAGAAAGCUACUCCCCCCACUCUGUCCAUGAGCUGGAGACUCCAUCCACCAUUACUGACAGUAGCACCAGUGGAUCAGGUUCCAACCUUCUUGUCAGCUGAAUGUGAUAUCCAGAAUGAACCAUCAACUCAACAAAGAGAGAUUAGCGUGGACAGCGCUUCUUGACUAUCUUGGACCUAUCCUCCACCCAGACAAGAUUACCUUCCAAGAUAGCUCUGGUAGCCAGUGCCCUUGGGGUCCUCCCCAACCAGCCUUUGAACGAUCAUACUGGCCCUGUUGGGGUCCAUGGGAUCCCUGUACACAGCACUCUGGAUCUGUGCAAGAGUCUCACUGGACCUCUUCCCCUAGACAACAGCAACCAGGUCUGUCAGGAGCCAGAUCCAGUGGUACCGAUGGUACUGACAGACAUAUCAUUCUCAUCUGAUGAUGCAGUUGCCCCAACUUUGUCAUUGCUGUCGGAUGAUCACCGGCAAUAACAAGUACCAUAGGCGAUGAGUAGGUGGGGGUCUAAUGAGGGGUAAAGUGCACCCCCCACUCAGAUUUUUGCUUGGCCUGCCAAUGGAGGGAGAGGGGCUCUCUUCUCUUGCAGCACCUGCCCCCUGGCAUGCUUGGCCCCUGUACCUGGCAGCUGGGCCUGGGCAGGGAGCAGAAGGGGCAGGACCAGCCACUUCUCAGGCCAGUCGCUUCUCAUGCGUGCAAGAGCCCAGCUGGGGAGGUGGCAGCAGCCUUCCCUGUCUGCUUCUCACCUGGGACUGGCUGCCGGGGACAGGGGCCGAGAGAGCGGGAACCCACUCUCCUCCCCAGCCAGGUUCUCCUAGGCAGCCUCCACGCUGCACAGGGCAGUUACCUGGAGUGGCCAGCUUCAGCUGUCAUGAACAGUGGCUCUGUCCCACUCCACACCUGGGCCUGGCUGCCAGGAAGAGCGGCCAAAUGAGUAUCAGAAAGUGCAAGUCGUCUAUGCCAAGUACUCUUGCAGAAGGUGACUGUUGAACCUAAAAUCCCACUUUAGGAAAUUCAUGAUUACUGAUACAUAAGCUCCUGGACAUCCUACAGCCCUCGGGACCCAAUCAAGUCGCUCUCCCAGUAAACGAGGCAUCAUGGAACCAGCCAGAGUGGUGUGGCACACACCUCUAUCAUGCAUCCCAGUCCCCAAAAGACCUGAAACACAAUUCUUCAUACCUGCAAAAGGGGCAGAAUUUUUGUUCACCCACCCUACCCCCAACUCCCUAGCAGUAUAAGAAGAUGCAGAAAGAUCCACGCAAGAACACCCCAAGACCACCCCUGCGGACAGGGCACCAAAUGACUUGAUCUUAUAGAAAGCAAGGUGUUCAUAUCCACCAGCCUCCAGUUUAAAAUUACUAACUACCAGGCCCUGUUAGUGAAGUAUGAUUUUAUGAACUAGUCAAAAUCAUGCUUCAACCACCAUUCCAGAGGACAUGAGUCCAUGUUGAUGACAGGUUCUGCUCGAUAACAAUCCAAAGCAGUGCGGACCGACGCAUGUUUAUUUUAGUAA
Mauremys mutica (yellowpond turtle) is the source of this 2944-nucleotide messenger RNA. RefSeq names its product RAD51 paralog B (gene RAD51B). Gene Ontology annotation, molecular function: DNA binding; ATP-dependent DNA damage sensor activity; ATP binding. Gene Ontology annotation, biological process: double-strand break repair via homologous recombination. The record is from RefSeq and is a predicted model, not a curated record. Gene Ontology annotation, cellular component: Rad51B-Rad51C-Rad51D-XRCC2 complex. The coding region runs from base 375 to 1532 and encodes 385 amino acids. NCBI's taxonomy places the organism in Eukaryota, Metazoa, Chordata, Testudines, Geoemydidae. The transcript has 11 exons.